UCCCAGAAAUCUUGGAUAGAAAAUACCUUCAAGAAAAGAGAAUGUAUCUAUAUAAUUCCAAGUUCAAAGGACCCACACAGAUGCCUUCCAGGAUGCCAGAUAUGCCAGCAACUUGUAAGAUGCUGCUGCGGCCGACUUGUCAGACAGCAUGCUUGCUUCACAGCCAGCAUUGCUAUGAAGUACUCCGAUCUGAAACUAGGUGAAAAUUUCACAGGAGAGCAAGAAGUAUGGUCUGUCGAGAAACACACAGAAGAGAGCCCAACAGAUGCAUACGGUGUUAUCAGUUUUCAAGGUGGAUCUCAUUCCUACAGAGCCAAGUAUGUUAGGUUGUCAUAUGAUUCCAGACCAGAAACCAUUUUGCAGCUUAUGCUAAAAGAAUGGCAGAUGGAAUUGCCAAAACUCGUUAUCUCUGUACAUGGAGGAAAUCAGAAGUUUGAGCUUCAUCCGCGUGUAAAGCAACUAAUUGGCAAAGGUCUCAUCAAAGCAGCUUUAACAACAGGAGCCUGGAUUGUUACUGGAGGAGUUAAUGCUGGUGUUGCUAAACAUGUUGGUGAUGCUCUCAAAGAACACGCUUCAAGGUCAUCUCGAAAAAUUUGUACCAUUGGCAUUGCUCCAUGGGGAAUCAUUGAAAACCGAAAUGACUUGGUUGGAAAAGAUGUCAUCGCUCCUUAUCAAACCCUGUUGAACCCUCUGAGUAAACUGAAUGUCCUCAAUAAUCUUCAUUCCCAUUUUAUUUUGGUGGAUGAUGGUACUGUUGGAAAAUAUGGAGCGGAAGAGAGUUUAAGAAGGGAACUAGAAAAAACAAUCAACUUACAACGCAUCCAUGCCCGCAUUGGCCAGGGAGUACCUGUAGUAGCCUUGAUAUUUGAAGGUGGUCCAAAUGUGAUUCUUACGGUUUUGAAUUACCUACAAGAGAGUCCUCCUGUACCAGUUGUUGUUUGUGAAGGAACUGGAAGAGCUGCUGACAUAUUGGCUUAUGUACAUAAACAAACUGAAGAAGGAGGGACUCUGCCAGAAGGUGCUGAGCCAGAGAUCAUUUCAACUAUCAAAAAGACAUUUAACUUUAGCCAGUCUGAAGCCGUCCACCUUUUCCAGAUUGUAAUGGAGUGCAUGAAGAGCAAGGAAUUGAUUACUGUGUUCCACAUUGGAUCAGAUGAACACCAGGACAUUGAUGUUGCAAUACUCACUGCGUUGUUAAAAGGAACAAAUGCUUCUGCUUUAGAUCAACUGGUAUUAACGUUAGCAUGGGAUAGAGUAGACAUCGCUAAAAAUCAUGUUUUUGUCUAUGGACAACAGUGGCUGGUUGGUUCUUUGGAACAAGCCAUGCUGGAUGCGCUUGUAAUGGAUAGGGUUGCCUUUGUCAAACUUCUCAUAGAAAACGGUGUCAGCAUGCACAAGUUUCUUACAAUCCCCAGAUUGGAAGAGCUGUAUAAUACUAAACAAGGUCCUACUAACCCAACUCUGUUCCAUCUUGUCCGCGACGUAAAACAGGGUAACCUCCCCCCAGACUACAAAAUUACGCUGAUUGAUGUGGGUCUGGUCAUUGAAUAUCUCAUGGGAGGAACCUAUAGAUGCACUUACACAAGAAAACGCUUUCGAAUCAUCUACAACAAUCUUCUUGCGGGAAACCGGCGUUCUGGGAGAAACACUUCAAGCAAUACACCUCAAAUGCGUAAACCGCAUGAAUCCUUUGGAAGUAGAGCAGAUAAAAAGGAGAGGAUGAGGCACAAUCACUUUAUCAAAACUGCACAGCCUUACAAACCAAAGGAUGCCUCCAUAGAUGACGUGAAGAAGAAAAGGGUUAAAGAUGAGAUUGUGGAUAUUGAUGAUCCAGAAAUGAAACGCUUUCCUUACCCAUUUAAUGAGCUGUUAGUUUGGGCAGUCCUAAUGAAGAGACAGAAAAUGGCCCUUUUUUUCUGGCAGCACGGGGAGGAGUCCAUGGCAAAAGCUCUUGUAGCAUGCAAAAUGUGCCGCUCCAUGGCCUAUGAAGCAAAGCAAAGUGAUGUUGUGGAUGACUUCUCAGAGGAAAUGAAGGAACAUUCAAGUGAAUUUGGACAACUGGCUGUUGACCUGCUUGAUCAAGCCUUCAAACAGGAUGAAACAAUGGCAAUGAAGAUUCUUACUUAUGAACUCAAAAACUGGAGCAAUUCCACCUGCCUGAAAUUAGCUGUAUCAUCAAGGCUCCGUAAUUUUGUGUCCCACACCUGUACCCAAAUGCUGCUGUCUGAUAUGUGGAUGGGACGGUUAAACAUGAGGAAGAAUUCCUGGUAUAAGGUUAUUUUGAGUAUUUUGGUUCCACCUACAAUUCUAAUGCUUGAAUAUAAAACCAAGGCAGAAAUGUCCCACAUCCCACAGUCUCAAGAUGCCCACCAAAUGACAAUGGAUGACAGUGAGAAUAACUUCCAGCAGGUGCCAGAGAACAUUGCCAUGAAUGUAUUUAGGGAGGUCCAGGUUUUUGACAGUACAGAAGUUAAGCAUGAAAUUGAGAUUCCAACAAAAACUCGAAGACUUCCUAUUGCUCAGAAGUUCUAUGCGUUCUACCAUGCCCCAAUUGUGAAAUUUUGGUUUAACACGUUGUUCUAUUUGGCAUUUCUCAUGCUUUUCACAUUUGUUGUUUUGGUGAAGAUGGGACCCUUGCCGUCUGCUCAGGAGUGGCUUGUAAUUGCUUACAUUUUUACAUAUGCAAUUGAAAAGAUACGAGAGAUAUUUAUGUCUGAAGCUGGCAAAAUUAACCAGAAAAUUAAAGUGUGGUUUGGUGAUUAUUUUAAUAUUACGGAUACAAUCGCCAUCAUUACUUUCUUUGUUGGGUGUGGACUGAGGCUUGCAUCAUAUAAGUAUGAUGCCGAAAUACCGUUAAACCUUGAUUCAAACCACAAUGCAACUGGAAAGGAGCCUGCAUAUGGUCAUGUUUUACUCAGUGGAAGGUUAAUUUACUGUCUUAAUAUCGUAUUUUGGUACGUCAGGCUACUCGAUUUUUUGGCUGUCAAUCAGCAGGCUGGACCCUAUGUCAUGAUGAUUGGCAAAAUGGUUGCAAACAUGUUCUACAUAGUUGUCAUAAUGGCCGUUGUUCUUCUGAGUUUUGGAGUUCCAAGACAAGCAAUUUUAUACCCACUUGAAGAACCAACUUGGAUGCUUGCCAGGAACAUUGUUUUUCAACCGUACUGGAUGAUCUUUGGGGAAGUGUAUGCUUAUGAGAUUGAUGUUUGUGCAGAAAAACUCUGAAGUGCCAGAACUCUGUGACCUGGGAACAUGGUUGACACCAUUUCUUCAAGCUGUCUACCUCUUUGUACAGUACAUCAUUAUGGUGAAUCUUCUGAUUGCAUUUUUUAACAAUGUAUAUUUCCAAGUAAAGGCUAUUUCAAAUAUUGUUUGGAAGUACCAGCGUUAUCACUUCAUAAUGGCUUACCAUGAAAAGCCUUUUUUGCCUCCACCAUUGAUCAUCUUCAGUCACUUGUCUUCUCUGUUCUGCUUUGUGUGUAAACGAAGAAAGAAGGACACCUCUUCACAUGGACCAAAAUUGUUUCUAACAGAGGAAGACCAAAAGAAGCUUCAUGAUUUUGAAGAGCAGUGUGUUGAGAUUUAUUUCAAUGACAAAGAUGAUAAAUUUCAUUUGGGAAGUGAGGAGAGGAUACGUGUUACUUCGGAAAGGGUGGAACAGAUGUGUAUACAGAUUAAAGAGGUUGGAGAUCGAGUAAACUACAUAAAGCGUUCUUUGCACUCUUUGGAUUCACAGAUUGGACACUUACAAGACCUUUCUGCUCUUACCGUGGACACCUUGAAAACUCUAACUGCACAGAAAGCAUCAGAAGCUAGCAAGGUCCAUAAUGAAAUCACACGUGAGCUAAGCAUUUCCAAGCACUUGGGACAAACUUUGGUGGAUGAUGGGCCACUCCGUACCUCUAUGAGGAAGAAACAGAGUGUUGGCAAUUUUUUCGGCUCUUCAUUUCCACAGGGUAGCCCUGAGGCAAACAGUAAUUUACUGUUCAAUAUAUCUUUGAGGGAUGAAAGAAGUGUUUUGGGCAGAAAAUUAUCUGAAGACCCUUUCUUUCCACCUUGUAGAGAAAAACGUAAUAUUCCAAUGGCUGGUCCAUCUGGAGGUGCCUUAGUUUCCGCUGUGGAUUGUCCUGUAGAACUGCCAAGCACACAGGGAGCCCAGUCACUCAUUGAUAAUCAGAACCCUGUCAACUUCACCAGUAGUGUGCCAAGCUGUGUUUCACCCUCUGCUACAUUUUUUGUAAGCACACCAACCCAGCCGAGUUCGAAAAAUCAAGCGGAUGUGGCAUCAAAGUUGGAAAUGCCUCUUCAGGAGAAAUCUUCUAAAGAAACUGAAAAUACAGUUGAAUUUGGAGCUUUCGUAGGUCAUAGGGAUAGUAUAAUGGUUCAAAAACAACAGAAGAAAUCAGAACCCCAAAGCAAAGAAGACAUAAACCCAGCUGAAAUGAUGGACCCAUAUCAUCCUUCUAGCCUGAAACAAGUACGAUCCUGUGCUGGAUUCAUGGAAUUCCAUAAGAUCUCUCAGUCCUUGCGCUUAGAGCAGUUUCACAGCAGCAGUCGAAGAGCAUCGCUGACUGAGGAGGUGACCAAUGUGGACUCUAAAGAGGUUUUUAUAGCGGAUUGGUUGCAAGCCCAGUCAUCCACCUUGGGUAAACCCAUGCCUGCAUCUGAGGAGGAUGCUUUGAAUGGCAUUGGCUCUCCAUUCAAGCCCAUUUCGGACAUCAAUUAUUGUUAUUCAGCUGUGGAAAGAAACAAUCUGAUGCGACUGUCCCAGAGUAUUCCUUUCACCCCUGUGCCUCUGAAAGGUGAAUUGGUGACCGUGUAUCGCUUAGAGGAAAGCUCUCCAAGCAUCCUGAACAACAGCAUGUCAUCCUGGUCACAGAGAGGGCUGUGUGCUAAAAUUGAGUUUCUGAGUAAAGAACAGAUGGGCGGUGGAUUGAGACGAGCUGUGAAAGUGGCCUGUACAUGGUCAGAGAAUGACAUCCUGAAGGCUGGACAUUUCUACAUCAUCAAGUCAUUCCUACCCGAGGUGGUAAAUACCUGGUUAGGGGUGUACAAAGAAGAUACUGUCCUGCAUCUCUGCCUUAAAGAAAUACAGCAGCAGAGGGCGGCACAGAAAAUGACAUUUGCUUUUAAUGCAAUGAAGCCAAAAUCUAUCCCAUACUCUCCAAGGUUUCUUGAAGUGUUUCUACUAUACUGCCAUUCAGCUGGGCAGUGGUUUGCCAUAGAAGAGUGCAUGAACGGAGAAUUCCGCAAAUAUAACAACAACAAUGGAGAUGAGAUUGUCCCAACUAAUAUGCUGGAGGAAACCAUGUUGGCGUUUAGUCACUGGACAUUUGAGUAUACAAGAGGAGAGCUUCUAGUUCUAGAUUUACAAGGAGUUGGAGAGAAUUUAACUGACCCAUCAGUCAUCAAGUCUGGUGAAAAAAGGUCAUCUGACAUGGUAUUUGGACCAGCAAAUUUAGGAGAUGAUGCCAUUAAGAAUUUCCGUGCUAAGCAUCACUGUAAUUCCUGUUGUAGAAAGCUUAAGCUCCCAGAUUUGAAAAGGAACGAUUACACCCCCGAUAAAGUCAUAUUCCCUCAGGAUGAACAUGGAGAGUCAUCGACCGAUCCUGACAAUUCCACCAAAGAAUCAAAACAUUCUAUUCGUUUAAUGCUGUAA
Messenger RNA from Staurois parvus, 5656 nucleotides. NCBI's taxonomy places the organism in Eukaryota, Metazoa, Chordata, Amphibia, Anura, Ranidae. The record is from the annotation of a GenBank genome assembly.